Zalophus californianus (California sea lion) is the source of this 1324-nucleotide messenger RNA. RefSeq names its product inorganic pyrophosphatase 1 (gene PPA1). Gene Ontology annotation, molecular function: magnesium ion binding; inorganic diphosphate phosphatase activity. Bases 134 to 1003 code for a protein of 289 amino acids. The record is from RefSeq and is a predicted model, not a curated record. Gene Ontology annotation, cellular component: cytoplasm; extracellular exosome. Gene Ontology annotation, biological process: phosphate-containing compound metabolic process. Lineage: Eukaryota; Metazoa; Chordata; Mammalia; Carnivora; Otariidae. The transcript has 11 exons.
CGCCCCGCUCGCUGCGCCAGUCUCCGCGGUGCGCAGGCGCGGAGGUUUCUCCUUGUCAGUCGGCGCCGCGUGCGGGCUAGUGGCUCUGUGGUGGCGGCGGCGGCGGCCGAGGCGGCGGCUAGUCAUCGGCACCAUGAACGGCUUCAGCAGCGAGGAGCGCGCCGCGCCCUUCACCCUCGAGUACCGAGUCUUCCUCAAAAAUGAAAAAGGACAAUAUAUAUCUCCAUUUCAUGAUGUUCCAAUUUAUGCAGAUAAGGAUGUGUUCCACAUGGUAGUUGAAGUACCACGCUGGUCUAAUGCAAAAAUGGAGAUAGCUACGAAGGACCCUUUAAACCCAAUUAAACAAGAUGUGAAAAAAGGAAAACUCCGUUAUGUUGCAAAUUUGUUCCCUUAUAAAGGAUAUAUCUGGAACUAUGGUGCCAUCCCCCAGACUUGGGAAGACCCAGGACACAAUGACAAACACACUGGCUGUUGUGGUGACAAUGACCCCAUUGAUGUGUGUGAAAUUGGAAGUAAGGUAUGUGCAAGAGGUGAAAUAAUUAGGGUGAAAGUUCUGGGCAUACUGGCUAUGAUCGAUGAAGGGGAAACUGACUGGAAAGUCAUUGCCAUUAAUGUGGAUGAUCCUGAUGCAGCCAAUUACAAUGAUAUUAAUGAUGUCAAGCGGCUGAAACCUGGCUACCUGGAAGCUACUGUGGACUGGUUUAGAAGGUACAAGGUUCCUGACGGAAAACCAGAAAACCAGUUUGCUUUCAAUGCAGGAUUUAAAGAUAAGGAUUUUGCAAUUGAUAUUAUUAAAAGCACUCAUGACCAUUGGAGAGCAUUAGUGACAAAGAAAACCGACGGAAAGGGAAUCAGUUGCAUGAAUACUACAGUUUCUGAGAGCCCCUUCAAGUGUGAUCCCGAUGCUGCCAAAGCUAUUGUGGAUGCUUUACCACCACCAUGCGAAUCUGCCUGCACAGUACCAACAGAUGUGGAUAAGUGGUUCCAUCACCAGAAAAACUAAUGAAUAUUCUGUGGAAUACAAGCUGAUAUUGCUGCAUCUUAUUCAUCUGGAGUAUUAGAUGCAAAAGUAGUAGCUUUUCAAAGCUUUAAAUUCAUAGAACUAAUCUAACUAAAGCAAAUUCUGCUGCAACCAAUAUAUUCAGAAUGUUCUGCAUCUAAAAGCAUUUUUCAUAUCUCAACUAAGAUAACUGUUAGUACAUGUUUCAAUAUCAAAGCAGUUGUAAUUUGGAAGUCAUUUGUGAAUAAAUGUGCAAGACGAGUGCAUGUUGGAUGUAUAUGUUUACUAUGUGUUAGAAAAUAAAAUUAUUUUGCUGGAACUUCA